Lutzomyia longipalpis is the source of this 977-nucleotide messenger RNA. Its product is annotated as transmembrane protein 216-like. Lineage: Eukaryota; Metazoa; Arthropoda; Insecta; Diptera; Psychodidae. The coding region runs from base 117 to 530 and encodes 137 amino acids. Gene Ontology annotation, cellular component: ciliary transition zone. The transcript has 2 exons. The record is from RefSeq and is a predicted model, not a curated record. Gene Ontology annotation, biological process: non-motile cilium assembly.
AGUUGAUAAAUUUUUGUUUUGAGAAGAGGAAAAAAAUAGUCCGGAGAGAAAAUCUCAUUUUUCUGCAUUUUCCUGUUGAGAUAAUGUGAAAAGGAGGACGUUGUUGAGCAGUGAAAAUGGUGAACGCCAGUUUAACGUAUGAGAUUCUGCUGUAUCUCAAUUCCUUCUACUUUGGGAUGUUUGGCGCCUGUGAAGUUGGGAUGAGUGUCCUGAAGGCAGUGAAUCUCCCCUAUCCAGAAGGUCAUCUCCUCCGGGAUGCCUUACUUCUUGUCUCACUCCUCAUUGCUGAAUCCAUCAGAAUUUAUUUCGGACGACACGGAAGUCUCAGCGAUCAUGGCUGGCGUGUUAUCUGCUCAGUUUUCCUCACAUUUCCCAGUUCCGGAGGUGUAACGUACUUACUUUACUUCCAGACCCACACAUUAGGUCUCGAAUACAUCCUCUGUGCCUUAAUGUUGGCUCUCCAGUUAACGGAAAUUUUCUUCGCCCUCCUCUUCGUUGUCACCAUGUGCCGUCCACCGAAUUACAAUUAAUGCAGCAAAUCCCCCCAAAUCUUUUUUUUUAAUCCUCCAACCAAAAUUAUCUAGUCAGAGAAUCGCGUGAAUAAGGGAAGAGAAGCCAGUUAGGCCCAUAAAUCCACACACAACACCCCCAUAAAUCCAAUCAACCCUAUUCACCAGACACCCCAUCCAAAGAAAGAAAAAAAAAGUUUAGAUAAAUUGAGUUUUAGAACUCAUUUUAGUGUGUUCAUAAAAAAAGUUUGUGUAAUUGAAUGUUUUACAAGUUAUUUAUCACCCAAAAAAAAAUGUUCCCGCGUAGUAAGGAACAACCUGCAGUGAGUCCGGGAAUGUAUCCGGAUUGAGGGAAUUUCUCAUCCCAAAGAUAUAUCAAUUAAUCGUGAAUAUUUAAUACAAAUUGUACUCAUAACUUUUUCGUGUAUAAAUACUCAAUAAUUACAAUAAAUUUUGCACAAAUGGCAA